AUGAAUCCACAGCACUUUCAGAACAUGGUGGGCAUGGGUCGAGGCAUGCCCAACAACAUGCAACAACAAAUGGCCAUGGCAAAUCAGAUGGGUGGGCAAAUGGCGGCACAAAUGGGACAAAUGGGACAAAUGGGCCAGAUAGGACAGAUGGGCCAGAUGGGCCAGAUGGGGCAAAUGGGUCAAAUGAACCCCAGAGCAGGGCAGAUGGGUGCGGGAAUGGGAAGACCUACACCUCAGCAGAUGGCCGGGCAGAUGAGCCUCAACCACCCUUCGGUUCAACAACACAUCUUCGACAUGUUAAACUCUCAGGGGCCGUUUACUGGCUGGCAAGCCAAUGUCCACAUCCGCGAACGAGCCGGUCAGAUCAAGUUGCUCGUCGAUUCUCUCCGUCUGGUCAGACCCCCGGUCGAGCUCCCUCGUGCGAUCGAAGUCGCUCUCCAGUUCGAACGCAAGUGCUUCACCCAGUCCGCGAGCCGAGAGGACUACGUUCGGGAGUGUAGCGAAAAACUAGGCAGAAUCCGUGACCAGCGAGCUCAACAGUUGAACCAGUCUACCGCCGGCGUUAUGCAAGGCAUGCAGGGUGUGCAAAUGGGCAACCAAACUUUCAUGCCACAGAUGCAACCCAACCAGCAGAUACAAAACAACCUGUCGCUGCCCCCGCACUUGCAGCAGUUGCAACAGCAACAGCAGCAGGGCUUGCACAGCUCGCCCGUUUUCAACCAACCCCAACCUAUGAUGAGUCAAGCAAGCCAAUCCGCUCCAAACCAAUCCAUGGUAGCCAUGAUGCCCGGUAAUGUUCAACAGAAGCAGACUCAGCUGCCCGAGUUGACCCCGGAGGACAACAAGGCCAUUAAUCUGCGAGCGGCCGAGCUGGCCAAAAGUACCCCCAAGGAGGAGAUGCGCAAUAUUGUGGAGAAGAUGAAUCCACAACUACGGCAGAACCUGGCUCAGAAGGCCGUCGACCCUAUCAUUUACUAUUUCCGCAUGCUCGCAACUAAAGAGUUUCGGCGACGAAAACAGUUAGAGGGGAAUGGGGGACAAAUGAAUAAUGCCGCCGGCAUGAUGGGACAGAUGCAAAAUCAGUCAACUCCGAACUCGAUGGGUCAGGGAAUGACCAUGAACGGGAAUCCGCUUAUGGGCGACAUGGGCCGAUUCCAAGGCCAGCAGGCCGAGGGGUUGAGAUCUCAAGAGGGUGGCGAAUUGGUGGUUCCUGCCAGCAGUACGCCAGGCAUGAUGCCGGACCAGUUGCGUCUUCAGCAACAGAUGAUGGCUACCCAGCGCAUGGGGCAACAAAACCAGGCUAACUUGAACCCGGCAUUCAUCGCGCAGCAACAGCGCCUCCAACAAGCACAGGCUACCAAGUUGCAACAGGCCCAACUUCAGGCACAAAACCAGGCACAGGCUCAAGCUCGCGCUCAAGCCGCAGCUCAGGCACAAAUGGCUGGUCAGCGUCGGGAUAUGCCAAUGCCACAGUCCAGCACCCCCCUAUCUGCCAUCAAUCGUCCUGUUGGACCAAAUGUCUCGGGGGCGAGCCCACAAACAGUCCCCCGACCCGGCUCUGGAACUCCUCUGAUGAACCAGCAGAUGCAGCAAAUGAAUAACGCAGUACAACAGGGCCAGCAGCAACAGCAGCAGCAGUUGAACAUGCAAGAAAUGCAGAAGCGUGAACAGGCGCUGGCCAGCUUUCCUGUGCCUCUCCAGGUGAUUCUUCGUCAAAAGCCACAAAGUGAAUGGCGUAGUAUCCUACAGCAAUUUCAGCAGAGUGGUCAAAUGAAAAGGAGCAUAUCACAGCAGCCACAGGGGAUGCAAUCGCAGCAACAGCAGCUGCAACAACAGCAAACGCCAAUGGCUCAAACACAGAAUAAUGCAUUUGUUGGUGGUGCUAAUAUUGGCGCCAUGCCCAUGCAACAGUCGCUGUCGGCUGGGGCAGUUUCUCAACAGGGUCAAGAAAUGGCUGCCAUGCAGCCUGGUAGCCAGGGUCAAAUGCAACAGAAUCAGCAGGAGAUGAUGAGGCAGCGCCAAAUGCAGAUACAACAGCAAAAGCAGCAGCAGCAGCAACAACAGCAACAACAACAAGCGCAACAACAAGCACAGCAACAAGCACAGCAGCAGCAGCCGACGCCACAGCAGCCACCGCAAGGGACUCCAAAUGCCCAAGGACAACCACAGGGCCCUCGUCAACAGUUGACUGCUCCGCAGAUGAAGUUGAUGGAUCAGCAACCAGUUCCGCCCACGGUGUUGAGCAGCAUAAGACAGCAUGCUGCGUUGCCGGAAAUACGGACCUGGUAUCAACUCAAACAGUGGCUGCUCUCGAACCCAGUUGCAAACUGGCCCAUCCCUCAUGUAUUGGACAUCCAGGCGACACAUUUCGCCCAUAUCAUGAAAAAUCGAGGUCAGAAUUUACAACAGCAACACCAACAGCAGCAAAAACAGCAACAACAACAACAACAGCAGCAGCAACAACAACAACAACAACAACAACAACAACAACAACAAAAUGCCAUGGCGGGCCAGGCUCCUGGACAAGCGACUCAGACAGUGCCUCAGCCGUCUAUGCAAACCAUCCCUUAUCAGCCUCCUGGUGUCCCGCCUGGAGCCAUGCCCCUCCGAACCCCGACCGCUUUCGAUAUUCAGAAGGUGCGGGCCGCAAAUCCUCGCGUCGCAAAUAUGCCAGACGAGCAAAUUAGAGCUAUCCUGAUCAAUCGACAUCGUGAGGUGCAAGCAAAGAACAUGCAGCAGCAGCAGCAACAACAACAACAACAACUGCAGCUGCAGCAGCAGCACCAGGCCAAUCAACAAGGAAUGCAACAGCAAGGACCCCCAAUGCCACCGCAGACAGGUCAAGCAACCUCUCAGGGACAACAAUUUGGUGUCCAGGCAUCCGCACAGAAUCAAUCUCCGGCGCAGGCUCAGCAGCAAGUUCGGCCGCCUUCGGCUUCAGCGCCAGGACAACCUCGCCCGCCACAGACGCCAGUCCAGCCUGAGAACAAAAAUCUAAAGCGACCUAGCGACGACGAUGUGGUGGAGAUAUCAAUGCAGAACAAACAAGCCCAGCCGCAAGUGAAUGGCAACAAGGCCCAGGGAUUUCAAGCUUUGACAAAGGAGCAAAUCAACGCGUUGGAUCCGGUAAAGCGACAGCAAUACAAGAAUUAUCAGCUGCAGCACGCCGCGAUGCGGAAAAUCGUGGAACUCACAAAGGAAGUACAAACCAGCAUGCCCAAGCUGCGGCCCAUGACCAACAUGGAUGCCAGUGGCAGAAAGCGCAUCGCAGACCUUUUGACGUCCGUCAACGUAAAAAACAUGCUCGGGCGGUUCGACUCGUUUCUUGUCGCCUUCUAUCGCAUCGAGCCGAAUGACGCAGCUAUUAAGCAACUGGUCCUCCAGAAGAUACAGUUGUUCUCGCAGUACAAACCGCAGUCGCUGCAGAACAAAACUUUUGAGCCGGCUGACCACUUUAGCAUUACCGCGGACAACGCUGAAGGAAUUGUUAACAACAUCACUGCUAAGUUCCAACAAACUGCCGCGCAAAUCCCAAACAACAAAGCCCGCCCACAGCCUGCGCAGCUCACGCCGGAGAAUCUCAGUUUGCUUGAGGCACAAGAGAAAGAACGGAAACAGUCUCUUAAGGUCAACCAAGCUCCUCCCGCUCCGACAUCCACACAACCACCAUUCCAAAUCGGAGAUCCCAGAGGGCAAGGUACGCCAAGAUACGCGACUCCAGGACUUAAGCAAGAAGACCUCAAGCUUCCUACCGAUCCCAAGAGGCGGAAGAAGAACCAACAGCAACCCGCAAGUGCAACUGCCACAACGCCUACCGUGCUUACCUCUCCUCAGACGACCAAAACGCCAAAACCUGCCGAGAUGUUCAAGUGUCCUGUAAAUGGGUGCGAUCAUCAGCUCAAAGGGUUCGCGACUCAAGGCGAACUUGAUCACCACCACAAUGUGGCCCACAAGCUAGAUAUGGAGCCCGUCACCGAUCCUCUUGCCUUUCUCCACGAUUCUCUUCGCUCUGCCUUCAACCUAGACGAGAAUUUCCAGCAGAUCAAGAAGACUUUCCCCAAAUCCGAGGGUAAAGCCGCAGGGGCGACCAUCAUUAAGAACGAGAGCUCCGCAGGCACCCCUGUACCCAUGGCCAAAAUGCCCAGCCAAGGUCCUGCAGGCACCACUACCAGAGAUGGUGACGUCGCUAUGGAAGAUGAUGACCCUUGGAAACACAGCAAUAUCACAUUGGAUCAGUUGCGGCUUGCCUUUGGCGGCGACGACUGGGACGAGCUCUUUCCGUCCGAGGAAAAGCUGUUUGAACAACAGUCCAAGUUUUAUGAGGCCUAUCGCAAUACCAGCGAACGAUGGCAGAAGAUCGUUGAAGGACCCAAUGGUGCUUUGACCGACACCUCUACCGAGAAAUCCAAGAGUCCAGAGAUCGUCAGUGACAAGGAAGGCAGCUCGGCAGCAGCCGCGUCGCGCGAGGACAAGAAGGAAACAGUAGAGAAAAAGGCUGAAGACGAUCAAUGGAAGGUCAACCUUGAUGGGAUCGAGGGUCUUGAUCUCAGUGGGUUUGGCGACAUGUCCCCGUUCGAGACCAUCAAUGAUCUGGACAUCAUGAUGGGCGAGGACGGCUCACCAUUCGAACCAGUCGAGAAACCGCAGCUAUCGACCGAACAACUCCAUCUCCAAGCUCUAGGAGCCGAUCUUGAGCAUCCAGAGACCUGGACUGAGCAGCAGAGACAAUUCGCGGACUUUCUGUUCGGCACCUGA
Messenger RNA from Fonsecaea erecta, 4755 nucleotides. RefSeq lists its product as hypothetical. Gene Ontology annotation, biological process: regulation of DNA-templated transcription. Lineage: Eukaryota; Fungi; Ascomycota; Eurotiomycetes; Chaetothyriales; Herpotrichiellaceae. Bases 1 to 4755 code for a protein of 1584 amino acids. Gene Ontology annotation, molecular function: transcription coregulator activity. The transcript has a single exon. The record is from RefSeq and is a predicted model, not a curated record.